GGUAGAAAGCUGAAUGCUGUCUUCUGCUGGCCACCGUCCUAUUUGCGGAGUUGGAGAAAUCAGGUCGGCCUAGCAAAAUAAAACAUUUUCAUCAUGGCGUCAACAGCAUUAAGAUCAGUGCUAAGGACAAAGGUCCCACUUAAAAUUAGCCAUAUGUGCUACUCCUCCUCAGUGCCCACCACCAAGCUGUUCAUCGAUGGGAAGUUUGUUGAAUCUAAGACUUCAGAGUGGCUGGAUAUUCACAAUCCUGCUACCAAUGAGGUGAUUGCCCGUGUGCCCAAAGCCACACAGGAGGAGAUGUUGGCUGCCGCGGACUCGUGCUCCAGAGCCUUUCACUCAUGGUCUGAGACCUCCAUCUUGGCUCGGCAGCAGGUCUUUCUCCGCUAUCAGCAGCUUAUCAAGGACAACAUUAAAGAACUUGCAAAGGCCAUCACGGUGGAACAGGGAAAGACCCUUGCAGAUGCAGAGGGGGAUGUGUUCAGAGGAUUGCAGGUUGUGGAGCACACCUGCAGCAUCACCUCUCUGAUGCUUGGUGAAACCCUCCCCUCCAUCACCAAGGACAUGGACACUUACACCUACCGCCUGCCCCUUGGGGUGUGUGCCGGCAUUGCCCCCUUCAACUUCCCUGCUAUGAUCCCUCUGUGGAUGUUCCCCAUGGGCAUGGUGUGUGGCAACACCUACCUUCUGAAGCCUUCAGAGCGAGUGCCAACCUGCGCCAUGCUGCUGGCCAAGAUGCUCCAGGAUGCUGGUGCUCCAGACGGGACUCUCAACGUCAUCCACGGCCAACACGAUGCUGUGAACUUCAUCUGUGACCAUCCAGCCAUCAGGGCAAUCAGCUUUGUUGGCUCAAAUCAAGCUGGGGAGUAUAUUUAUGAGAUGGGUUCUAAAAAUGGCAAGAGAGUCCAGUCAAACAUGGGAGCCAAGAACCAUGGUGUGGUGAUGCCCGAUGCCAACAAGGAGAAUACUCUGAACCAGCUCGUGGGUGCAGCAUUUGGGGCAGCUGGACAGCGCUGUAUGGCUCUGUCCACAGCCAUCCUAGUAGGCGAGGCACGGAGCUGGCUGCCGGAGCUGGUGGAGCGUUCCAAGGCUCUGCGCGUGAAUGCAGGAGACCAGCCUGGUGCAGAUGUGGGGCCUCUGAUCUCUCCCCAGGCCAAGGAGAGAGUCUGCAGUCUGAUCCAGAGUGGCGUGGACGAGGGAGCAAAGCUGCUCCUUGAUGGCCGAAAUGUUAAAGUUAAGGGUUACGAGAACGGCAACUUUGUGGCUCCCACCAUCAUUGGCGGUGUCACAUCUGAGAUGAAGUGCUACACUGAAGAGAUCUUCGGGCCUGUGUUGGUUGUUCUCGAGGCAGACACUCUGGAUGAUGCCAUCAGCUUGGUUAACAGGAACCCCUAUGGCAACGGUACAGCUAUCUUCACCACAAAUGGCGCCACUGCACGCAAAUUCACUCACGAGGUGGACGUGGGCCAGAUUGGAGUCAAUGUUCCCAUCCCUGUUCCACUGCCAAUGUUCUCCUUUACUGGUUCAAGAGGCUCCUUCAGAGGGGACAUGAACUUCUAUGGAAAACAAGGCAUCCAGUUCUACACACAGAUCAAAACUGUAACCUCACAAUGGAAAGCUGAAGAUGCCACCUUGAAAAGUCCUGCUGUUACCAUGCCUACUAUGGGACGCUAAAUACUCCAUACAAAUGCUACUGUUCAGUCUGAUAAACCAGAACACCUUAAUAACCCUUUUUCAAUGCACAAAACCGACUAACUAUGUUCACUGUGAAUAGUUCAUGAAUAGUUCAUGAAUACUAAAUACUCCCCUUUUGGAAGAUUUUAUAUUAGAUGUGUGUAUAUAUAGAUAUUCUUAUAUGUAAACCACUGUGGCCAAGAUAUCAACAAUGCAAAAGAUCUGUACAGAUUAGGCAAUGUUUGUACGGAUCCAAGUCACUUCCUCAAAUACAAUGUUGUCAAGGUU
Messenger RNA from Seriola dumerili (greater amberjack), 1959 nucleotides. It is a transcript of the gene aldh6a1, whose product is annotated as aldehyde dehydrogenase 6 family member A1. The coding region runs from base 94 to 1671 and encodes 525 amino acids. Gene Ontology annotation, cellular component: mitochondrion. Gene Ontology annotation, molecular function: methylmalonate-semialdehyde dehydrogenase (acylating, NAD+) activity; malonate-semialdehyde dehydrogenase (acetylating, [NAD(P)+]) activity. The record is from RefSeq and is a predicted model, not a curated record. NCBI's taxonomy places the organism in Eukaryota, Metazoa, Chordata, Actinopteri, Carangiformes, Carangidae. Gene Ontology annotation, biological process: L-valine catabolic process; thymine catabolic process. The transcript has 12 exons.